Molecule: messenger RNA, 6151 nt
Organism: Poecilia latipinna (sailfin molly)
Lineage: Eukaryota; Metazoa; Chordata; Actinopteri; Cyprinodontiformes; Poeciliidae
Gene: prr36b
Product: proline rich 36b
Exons: 5
Coding region: 487-4398 (1303 amino acids)
Source: RefSeq, a predicted model, not a curated record
ACCGGAUACAACAUGGCCAACAUUUCCGAGCAGCACGCGAAUGCACCAGCCUCUCCUCCGCCUGUUCCAUCCCUCCGUUCACCGGCUCCAGUAUCGUGAGUGAGUGUGCAGUGGAGUGAAGCGAACCGUCACUCUCCUCCUUUCUUCCUUCAAGGGUGCGCGCAUCACUUGUGGGAAAACGGCGCUCGCGACUCACAAGUUCAUUGUCCGUUGGCUCGGUUCGACUUGACUUCGCCGUCCCCCGGUACCCUCCUACUCUCACUCCAGCUUUAUCUUACAAUUUCAUCCCCACUUUCUGACUCGAGAGGCGGCGGACUGGCGAACACUGACUGGGCGUAGCUGGAGAGGAUUUUUGCUAGCUUGCAGUUACGCUAUCCGAUUAGUCCCCGCACUCUUCAGAAAGUCUCCUGAGCUGCCGUUGUCCUCUGAGAUUCAAGUCAACCGGUCUUGCCCUGCAGAGACAGAACACCAUCAAUCGAAGAGGAGAUGAAACCGGAUGGGGUUGCCACGGCAGCACUGGAGCCAAUGGAAACAUUGGACUCGGAUCCAGCGAAUGAGCCGGCGCCGGCCGCAGAGCCGGAGCCCAACCUCGUAGACGUCCCAGCUGGGGAGAUGCUGCAGCAUCCAGCUGGAGAUGUGCGUGAAGCGAAGCCGGCGGCAGAUCAGGGUAAGGAGACCUCCGCUGCCAAGAUGGUCGCCAAGGCCUCCGGCGACGCUAAAGCCAAGGCUACCAACAAGGCCACUCCCAAGACAAAACUGAGCACCACAAGCUCACCCAAGACUCCGUCCGGCCCACGUUCCAACGCGUCCCGUCUGUCGAACGGCACAUCAAAGCCUCAGACGAACGGCGUCGUUAAGAAGACGACACCUGCUGCAGAUAAAAAGAGCACCCCGACCUCUACUGCCACCAAAAAACCAAUCGGGGCAGCAGCAACAACAACUCCCAAGACCGCAACUAAAGUUGGGGAGAAAAGGGCUCCAGGGACCCUCCCUGCUACCAACAGCGCAAAGUCAACAACUGGAGCAGCAGCAGCCAAAAAGACAACAUCCAGUACUGCUAAUGGGGUAAAAUCCACUGCUGCUGCUGCUGCUGCAAAGAAGCCACCAGCUUCCAAACCCGCCUCUGCAGCUCUAACCAAGACUAGCUCUGUUGCCUCAUCCAAGACGGACAAACCCCCGGUUUCCAAAGCAACCAGGCCCACAGCAGCUUCAUCUCGACCAGCUACCGGAUCCUCUCAGUUAGCCAGCACACCCAAGAACUCCACAGCUACAUCCAAACCUGCCACUCCUAAAACUGCCCCCGCCUCCCCCAAGCCUGCUACUCCCAAAUCAACCACCACUACCCCCUCUGGUGGCAAACCUCCUGCAUCACAGUCAAGAAAUGCAACCCCUAUGAAAAAAGAUGUGACCAAACCAUCCCCUCCAGCAGCCAAGAAAUCUGCAGAGUCCCCUCUCGCUCGCCCUCCUGCAAAGAAGCCUGCUAAACCCGAGGCCCCCAAGACAAAAUCAGAUGUUGCCUCCAAAAAGCCUCCCACAAAUAAAGCUGUUGAAACAAAGACGCCAAACCGCUCCAAGCCACAAGAGGGUAAGUCCACACCUUCCAAGGAUGUCUCCAAGACCCCAAGCACCAAAACGGCUACAAAUAAGGCCCCCAGUCCCAAGAAGACUGUGGGAAGCACCACUCCUACUCCUGUCAAACGUGGUCCUAAAGUUGCAACAAUGAUUGAGCGAGGAAAAGAAAUUGCUGCAGUAGUUGCUGCUGCUGCAACCAUCGCUACUGCAGCCUCUGUCUUUGCAAACCCAGAGGAGUCUGAGCCUCCUCCAGAAGAUGAUUUGGAGUCAUCUGAGCCCACUGUUAAAACAGAGGACGAGAAAAGACCAGAGCCUGUACAGGAACCAUCUCCAGAGCCUGUGCGGAAACCAACACCAGAACCGGUUCAGCAACGGGAACCAACACCAGAACCGGUUCAACAACGGGAACCAACACCCGAGCCCGUUCAGCAACGGGAACCAACACCAGAGCCUGUGCGGGAACCAACGCCAGAGCCUGCUCAGGUGCGGGAUCCAUCACCCGAGCCUCUGCGAGAACCAACGCCUGAACCUGUGCGGGAACCAAUACCUGAACUUCAAGAGCAAACUCCUGAGCAAGGAAGUGAAGCAGCCACCGGUGUCCGGAUGUCACCUCAGAUGACCGCUUAUAAAUUUGAAGACAACAGUUCGGUUCCCUCCUUAGGAACAACUGUCAUGUCUCCCCCUUGCUCCCCGCCAGUCCCUGCCUCGCCUGUUAGAGAAUCCCAGAAUGCCUCCUCACUUUUGGACUUUGAUGCUCCAUCUGAUUCCUGGAACAGGAACCAGUCUCCUACUGGUCUGGCACCCCACACGUUGCUUAAUGUGAUGACAUUCCAAGCAGAGGAGGACAAUGUACAAGGAUACGGAAUUCAAGGGGUACAAAAUGAUGAGAAAGAUGAUGAGGAGGAGGAAGUAGAUGAGGAAGCCCUGUUUCUCUCUACCUCCACAGCUCCAGGGUCUCUUUCAGCUGUUGGACAACCUCACAAUUUUGGUGCUUUGCCUUCGGGUGAUUUUAUUCACAAGGACCUUGUAUCUUCUCAUGAAAAGGAAGAGGCAGUGGAAAAGGCUGAUGAGGAGAUCAAUGAGGAUGACGAUGAGGAGGAGGAAUAUGAGGAAGAGAGGAGACCAGGCCACCAGCUUUCAUCCUUGGUCACUGACAUGAGUACCUCUCAACAUUCGGAUGAGUUCCAGGCGCGGUCGUCAGCAUUCGGAGGUUGGCAUGGUGAUGACCUGCUGUCUGGGAUGGACUCCGAGGACAUGAGCAGCUGCACCAGCAGCCGGCAGCAGGGGGUGUCCGACCUCAGCAGCACUCAGCACACCGCCAUCUUAGAGGGCACCCAGAGCUCAGACGCCUUGAUCGACUCCAGCCUCAGGGGCUCUGAAGGAGACGGUAAUCUCAUGGGUUCUCCCAAUGUGGAAACUCUUGCCAAUGAAGAAGAGGAGGAUGAGGACGACGAGCGGGUGGACGAUAUGGACUUGAGCUCUGAGCAAGCUGAGGAGCAUCACAGAGUGUUCCAGGAGCACAAACAAGACGAGGAGGAGGACGAAGACGUGGAAAUGCACAGCGAAGGCGUGACGGAGAGUGGUGGGAAUGUCGAUGAUGACUUUAACGAGGAAGAGCACUUGGAUAACUUGACCCACUCUGGUUUGUUGUCUAGUGCUGCCCCUGCAUCCUCCUGGGGCCAGACAAACCCCUUCUCAGAUACUUGGACUCAACCAGUGUCCCACCUCACUGUGUCCUCCCCCAGCCCCGUGUCGGACCACGAUGCAGCCGAAUCUGAGACGCCAACCCAGUCUCCCGCUCAAGCGUGUGUUGACAGUAGCGCCCCAUCAUUCCCCCUGCAGACAGAGCAGAUACCCCAGCAUCAUCAUGACCUAUUCACUGCUCCGGCUGUAGGCAUGUCCCAGGCCGACACUCCGACUGGGACCGCCCCGCCCGCUCACAGCGGCAGCGAGACAAGCACUCCUGAGGACCUCCGUGACUACGACAGCAGCUCUGGAGUAGAGUCCCGCUCUGAUAAACAGCAGACCCCGGUACCGGCAUCACUUCAGCCCGACGUGGACCAGGAUCUAGGCAUUCACUUGGAGAAAGGUGAUGGAGAAGAGGAAGAGGCUGAGACUCUUCCUGCUGAUGAGGUGCUUGGAACCGGACCCCCAACAGCUCCUGCGUCAGUCCCUUCAUCCCCGUCUACCUCCGGCGAUGAGGCCAGUGACACAGAGGGGGAGAUACAGAUUAACGACCCAGAGGCUCCGAUGACGAUGGAUGAAAGGGCUGCAAUGGAAAGCCCUCCUCCCUCCGGUAGCUUGCCAGCUUUGGAGGAGGAUGAGGAGGCAGGAGAUCCAGCUAUUGGAGACGGUGAAGAGGACGGAGGUGGAGCUACUCCUCAGUCAGCCAAUUCUGUGGCAUCUUAUGGCUUUGACUGCACAACGUCCAACUCCAAUGCCCACUCAAUGGCAGAAAGCUGCGGAAAGAGCCCUGGCAUCUUCUCCCUUGAGAAUGAGGAGCAGCUUCCAGAGGAGGCUAAGGACCCCUCCCUCAUCAAGGAGCUGACCCUGCCUUCAUCUGCUGCUGCGGCCCUGGCCGAGGAUCUGCUCGGCAACCCCGUGGACCUCAUCCCUUUGGGUCACCAGGGAGAUGACUUUCCCAGUCUGGAUGAGCACCACCACUUCCUGCUCGGAGGAAACGCUGCAGAUCAUCGGGAGAAGGCGAAUCCACUGGAGGGCAGCGACGACCUGGUGGACCAGGAAUGUGGAGACUCCGACAACCUGACACCGUACUUCUCCACCAUAUGUGAUAAGACUGAUAGUUUUCUGGAAGGUAACGUAUAAGACCCCCUAUCAUCCCUGGAAUGCACCUUUUUCCUGCAACCCUACCCGUUUUCCCCCUACGUUAUUUGUUCUUCUCUGGUUAGACGUCUUAGCAGAAAAAAAGGAGACCAAGAUUGUAGAAAACAAUUUUUGAGAAAUGAUCGAAGGAGACGGAAAAAAAUGACUGUAGCGAUUUUUAAAUGAAGCCUCCCUCUUUCUUACCGUUCCGAUCCAUGUUUUGAGCGUAUGGCUAAAACUCCGUAACGUACCAUAGCUACUACCUUUUCUAGUCGAAUGUUCUUUUUAAGUAACACUGCAUAUUCUGUUGCCCCUUGCGGGGUAUUGACUGAUUGGUCCAUUGUGACUGGGCCUGUAAACUGAGAAAGAGGAGAAAAAAAAAAAAAAAAAAAACAGAUGAAAAGAUAUGGACUCUUUGUGUAUUUAUCCUACUGUUUUUACCAAACAAAUGUCAAUGAUUUUUUUUUUUUUUUGUAUUUACUUGUUUUGUUUCCUUGUUAUUUUUUUUGUUUGUUUUUGUUGAACCUGGUCCUCCCUACCCUGUGUGCACACUUCGUGUUCUGCACUAUAGCGAUAGUCACAUAUUCCUUUUGAAAACUUUCUGUUCUUGUUCCAAGACUUUUAGCUAUAUUAAUAAUAAAGGUUAGGUAUUAACACUGCUGGUUUUGCCUUUACAGUUGUAAUGAGGUAGGUGUGGGAGGAUUAGAGUUAGGGCUGACCCAAAUGCUUUGUUGUUUUGCCGCCAUUACUGAUGUCCAAAUUUGGACUUGAAUACGUGGAUUCUAUGUUUUCCUUCAUGUACUAUACCACUAAAGCUGAGAUCACGCUAUUUAUGCUUGCAAGUGUUGAUGUGAGUUGCUAAUUCAAGCUUUCAUAAGUGCAUCCAGACAGUGGCGGUUCUUGGAUGAAUGGUACCCUGGGCGAGCCCCUUUCCUCUGCAUCGUAAUCAGUUCCACCACCACAACUAAUGCGCUCCGGUGAGAGAGAAGAUUCUCUGCAUCAAAGGUUCUGAAAUGUUGAUCUAAUUGUACUAUAUCAACAGAAUAAUUGAGUUCAGGUUUGAUCAUUUUUACCUAGAGCUAAUUAAAGGAAUUAUACGUUCUUUUAAGAAUCGUGAAAUGAUCCUUAAUUUAGUUCCAGAUUGGUAUUAAUCAGAUACCUAUUUCUGUGAUAACCCACUACCUGGAUGUUGCACAAAGCAAUAGAAAACUCUCUCUUGGAACAUGUUUUUCUGAUUGGUAAAUGCUGCCCUGGGUGAAGAGCCACAUCGCUCCAUAUCAAGAACCACCACUGACUCCAGAUCAUUUUCAAUAAAGGUUUGAAGCCUCAAAAACUGUAUUUGGGACAGCCCUAGUUAGAUUGCAGUCGGUGGCGUCGUAUACGUGUGCUUCAAGAGGUUCUAUGCUUAUUGUAUUUGCAUAGGUUGUUAAGGUGCAGUCACUUCCAGUAUCUGCUUCAGGUUUUCUUCAGGCCUUUUGUUAGCUCAUCAUUUUGUGUCUUAAGAGGAUAACGAGUAGUGCAUUAUUUAAUAAAACCCUGCAUUACCCUACAUGGCUACCACAGUUUAGCUUUAUACUCGAGCAUUUUCAUAGCAAGCUUUUGGUUUACUAUUUCAACAGUAUAUUGCAUGUUUAACUAACAAAAAACACUCUGUAAUACCUGAAGUUUGAAACAGUUCAACAGUGGACAUGUUCAGAACUGAAUGGUUCGACACUAGGUUAUCUUUCAAAAUUCCAUUAAAACAUCAUUGCAAGGC